This is a messenger RNA of Cheilinus undulatus (humphead wrasse), 2487 nucleotides long. RefSeq names its product sodium/hydrogen exchanger 2-like. NCBI's taxonomy places the organism in Eukaryota, Metazoa, Chordata, Actinopteri, Labriformes, Labridae. The coding region runs from base 1 to 2487 and encodes 828 amino acids. Gene Ontology annotation, biological process: sodium ion transport; regulation of pH; proton transmembrane transport. Gene Ontology annotation, cellular component: membrane. The record is from RefSeq and is a predicted model, not a curated record. Gene Ontology annotation, molecular function: sodium:proton antiporter activity. The transcript is spliced from 13 exons.
AUGGGGACUUCUAUUUUAUUUGCAAUCAUGACUGAGAAAGGAGCAUUUUGCAUGCUAAUGCUCUUCCUGCUCAGCGGCACUGGAGGAAAAUGUGAGCUCCAGGAGUCAAAACCUACAGUGGCAGCCAACUUUCCUGGUGUUAAACCUAUACACAAUGAACCCCAGGCCUUCCCUGAUGAGAAGAGGGGCAAUUUGCCUGUGUUUACUAUGGACUAUCCUCGGAUCCAGGUCCCUUUCGAGUUCACUUUGUGGGUCCUGCUUGCUUCUUUUGCCAAAAUCGGUUUCCAUAUUUACCACAAAAUCACAAUCUGGAUCCCAGAGUCCUGCCUCCUCAUCACUAUUGGCCUCAUUGUGGGCGCCAUCAUGCAUGCAGUAAAAGAGGAGCCACCUGCUGUCCUAAGAUCCACUGUUUUCUUCCUCUACAUGCUUCCACCAAUCGUCCUGGACAACGGCUACUUCAUGCCGACAAGGCCGUUCUUUGAGAACUGUGGUACGGUGCUGUGGUACGCUGUGGUGGGAACCCUGUGGAACAGCAUCGGCAUUGGGAUUUCCCUCUACAUCAUAUGCCAGUUCGAGGUGUUCGGAAUUACAGAUAUGGACCUACAGGAGAACUUGCUGUUUGCCUCCAUCAUCUCUGCUGUGGACCCCGUGGCUGCUCUGAAUGUGUUUGAGGACAUUGGAGUCAAUGAGCAGAUUUAUAUUGUCAUAUUUGGGGAGGGACUGUUCAACGAUGCUGUCACUGUGGUACUUUACAACAUGUUCUCCUUCCUGGUGGAAAUGGAUGGAGUCGAAUCCCUAGAUGUGGUCUUGGGAGUGGCCCGGUUCAUUGUGGUUGCAGCAGGAGGCAUCUUCUUCGGCCUUCUUUUUGGAUUCACGGCUGCGUUCACCACGCGAUUCACCCACAACGUCCGCCAUAUUGAGCCCCUCUUUGUCUUCAUGUACAGCUACCUGGCAUACCUGAUUGCAGAGUGUUUUUCCAUCUCCAGCGUCAUGGCUAUUAUAGUAUGUGCAAUAACCAUGAAGUACUACGUGGAGGAGAAUGUGUCUCAGAGAUCCUGCACCACCAUCCGCCAUGUUAUCAAGAUGCUGUCCACCAUCUCUGAGACCCUCAUCUUCUUUUUCCUGGGUGUCGUAACCGUAACAACAGAACACGAGUGGAACUGGGCCUACAUCCUGUUUACGCUGCUGUUUGCCUUUGUCUGGAGAGUACUUGGCAUCUUGGUGCUGACCCAGAUCAUUAAUCCAUUCCGCACCAUACAAUUUACUUACAAGGACCAGUUUGGGCUCUCCUAUGGAGGCCUGCGAGGGGCAAUCUGCUUCGCUCUGGCCUUCACUUUACCAGAAACCAUCAAAAGAAGGACUCUGUUUGUCACGGCUUCUAUUGCUAUUAUUAUAUUCACUGUUUUCAUACAGGGCAUCAGUAUCCGUCCAAUUCUUGAAUAUCUAAACAUUCGGAGAACGAACAAAGAUCUGAACAACAUCAACGUGGAGAUUCACACCAGGACGAUGGAGCACAUCAUCUGUGGCAUCGAGGACUUGUGUGGACAGUGGAGUCGCUUUUACUGGAAAGACAAGUUUAAGAGGUUCAAUGACCGUGUUUUGAGGCGCAUCCUGCUCCGAGAUAACAGAGCAGAGUCCAGCAUUGUGUCCCUGUAUAAGAAACUGGAGCUGCAGAGUGCCAUUGACUUGUUAGACACACCUAUGGGUGACCUCAGCGCAGCACCAUCUAUUGUUUCUCUGCAUGAUGAGAGGAAGGAGGCGUCUCGACCCAAGAAGAAGUUCAAGGCGUCUGACAUCAGGAAAAUGCACGACAUCCUGUCGAAGAACAUGUACAAGAUCAGAGAGAGGACAUUGGCUUACACCAACAAGUACAAUCUGCCUGAUGACAGCCGCACUAGGGAGAUUCUGAUUCGCCGACAUGCAAGCAUCAGACGCAGCCUACGAGCUGCAAGUUUCCGCGAGCAGCCUGAUCAAAGCAUCCCCAGAUCUCAAAAGUACUACUCGCUCCAACCUGGAGGGGAUCUGGAGGCUGCCUUUGUCCUCAGAAGAAGAAGUCAUGGUGGUAGUGGUGAUGUGGAACGUCUUUCAGAAAAUCUGCAGCCCCCUGGUGUUUUUCCACGCUCCUCAUCACGCUCUUUAAACCCUAUGAGGCCACUGAACACUAUCAUGGAGAACAGAACCACAGCACAGUCACCCUCAUUCCCUGGUGUAGAUUUUCAGGAUGCAAGGGGCCCUAGAAGUCUGGGAGGAUCUAGUCUUAGAGGCAAGAAACCACUGAUUCCUGCACCUAGGAGGCGCAGUUCUGAUGAGUUAGAUCGACAAGAAGACUGUGAAGAAACAGGAGAAGGAGAGGGACAGGUGCAACCACCCCCGCUACCACCACCACAUAUUUGGGUACCUGACAACCAGGAUCCUAGAGACAAUGGGGUAGGAAACCCCUUACUCAGAAACUCUUCACAGGGGCCUCGAGGUUCAAGCAGAUUUUGA